Molecule: messenger RNA, 1675 nt
Organism: Helianthus annuus (common sunflower)
Lineage: Eukaryota; Viridiplantae; Streptophyta; Magnoliopsida; Asterales; Asteraceae
Product: probable E3 ubiquitin-protein ligase rbrA
Exons: 3
Coding region: 115-1449 (444 amino acids)
Biological process (GO): protein polyubiquitination; ubiquitin-dependent protein catabolic process; positive regulation of proteasomal ubiquitin-dependent protein catabolic process
Cellular component (GO): cytoplasm; ubiquitin ligase complex
Molecular function (GO): nucleic acid binding; RNA-DNA hybrid ribonuclease activity; zinc ion binding
Source: RefSeq, a predicted model, not a curated record
UUUUUAACCUUCAUCCCCAAAUUUCAUCGAAACCCUAGACCUUAACAAAUCCGAAGAAACUGCAGGUGAAUCUCAACCGUCAAAUCCCAGUAACUUCCUCACGACAUUUCACAAAUGUCAGAGGACCAUCGGCGAGUGGCCGGUGGCAAUUUCUCCCGUCCAUACGGCGAGGGUUCUUCAUCAACAUCUUCAAAUAGCAAAGACAAUCCAGAGCUAUUCAAGGUCUAUUUCAAGGGUUUGGUGAGUGACGAGAGAGUUAAAGGCCCCAAUUCUUUAAAUAUAACAAUGAAAAUGGCGGGUAUUGGUAUAGCCAUAUAUAAUUCCAAGGAUGAUAUAAUAUUUGAGAUGAAGAAGCCUCUGGAUUUGAUGAAAGGUGAUCGGAUGAACACGCAGAGCGUGGAGGGGCACGCGUUGAUUGAGGCUUUGAAGGCUGCAAUUGAUUUAGAACUCAACAGAAUUGUGUUUUAUUGUGAUCAUCAUUCAUUGUAUCAAUAUCUUAGUGGGCGGUGGCGGCCAAAACAGCAGAAGAUUGUGAACUUUUUGGAACAAGUGGAUUUUCUUCGGAAAAGUUUCACUUACAGUGAGGCCGCUCUUAUUGCUGCUCGUAAGGAUGUCAAAAUUGUGUUUAAGCUUGCAAGAGAAGCAAUAAAUUUUCAUAGACGCAAGGUGGUAUCGGGUCAAGGAAAGCUUGAAAAUUGUGUAAUAUGCUUAGAGGACAAAUCUAUAGACCAAUUCGUGUCAGCCGAAGGCUGUACACACCGGUUCUGCUAUUCUUGCGUGAAGCAACAUGUAGAGGUGAAAUUGCUUAAUGGCGUGUUACCAAAAUGCCCUCACGAAGGUUGCGGGAGUGAGUUGAGAAUUGAAAGCUGUGAGAAGUUCUUGACCCCAAAGUUUACUGAGAUGAUGAGACGACGAUUGAAAGAAGAGUCGAUUCCGGUGACGGAUAAAGUUUAUUGCCCGUAUCCUAAAUGCUCAACGUUGAUGUCAAAAGCUGAACUAGAAAGGCUUCGUAUAUCGGUUAUCGGAUUUGGAGCUAGAACAUGUUAUAAAUGUCAUGGUAUUUUUUGCGUUAAAUGCAGGGUUCCAUGGCAUGAAAAUAUGAACUGUGCAGAGUACAAAAGACGAAACCCUACAUCGAUUGUGGAAGAAUCAAAGCUUAAAAAUCUGGCUGCUAGGAAUGAGUGGCGGCAGUGCAUAAAAUGCAAGCAUAUGAUAGAAUUAGUCGCUGGUUGCUAUCAUAUGACAUGCAGAUGUGGAUAUGAAUUUUGCUACACGUGUGGAGCGGAGUGGAAGAACAAGAAGGCGACAUGCAGUUGUAUUUACUGGAAUGAAGAAAACAUCAUUGAUAUUGGGGAAGAUGAAGACGUUGAUGAUUUCGAGGACGAGGAUGUUCAUGAUGAUGAUGAUGUUGUUCGUGAGGCUGUUGCUCAUUUUUUUAGAAGAUGGUAACAAGAAGAUAUACAGAAUUUCAUAGAUGUAAAGGUUUAGUAUGCCUUGCCCAUCACUUAAACCGAUAACUAAUGAGAUUUUUUUUUCAAUUACUAAGUUUUGAUAAUGAUUUAUGUUAAUCCGACUUAUAGAUUUUUCGGGUCGGACUUUUGCUUGUUUUAGAGCGUUCUUGUCGACGUGACUACUUAUUCAUGCAUACUAUAAGAAUGUGCAGGAAUUGUUACUA